This is a messenger RNA of Melospiza melodia melodia, 741 nucleotides long. Its product is annotated as histone H1.11L-like. The record is from RefSeq and is a predicted model, not a curated record. Gene Ontology annotation, molecular function: structural constituent of chromatin; DNA binding. Lineage: Eukaryota; Metazoa; Chordata; Aves; Passeriformes; Passerellidae. The transcript has a single exon. Gene Ontology annotation, biological process: nucleosome assembly. Bases 1 to 675 code for a protein of 224 amino acids. Gene Ontology annotation, cellular component: nucleosome.
AUGGCCGAGAGCGCCCCAGCCCCCGCCGCAGAGAGCGCGCCCGCCGCGCCCGCCAAGGCCCCCGCCGCCAAGGCCGCCGCCAAGAAGCCGAAGAAGGCGGCGAGCGGCUCCAAGGCCCGCAAGCCCGCGGGGCCCAGCGUCACCGAGCUGAUCACCAAGGCCGUGUCCGCCUCCAAGGAGCGCAAGGGGCUCUCGCUCGCCGCGCUCAAGAAGGCGCUGGCCGCCGGCGGCUACGAUGUGGAGAAGAACAACAGCCGCAUCAAGCUGGGGCUCAAGAGCCUCGUCAGCAAGGGCACCCUGGUGCAGACCAAGGGCACCGGCGCCUCGGGCUCCUUCCGCCUCAAUAAGAAGCCGGGUGAAGUGAAGGAAAAAGCUCCGAAAAAGAAAGCUUCGGCAGCUAAGUCUAAGAAGCCGGCGGCGAAGAAGCCCGCCAGUGCCGCUAAGAAGCCCAAGAAAGUGGUGACAGCGAAGAGCCCCAAGAAAGCCAAGAAGCCGGCAGCAAAAAAAGCAGCGAAGAGCCCCAAGAAGGCGACAAAGGCUGCCAAGCCCAAAAAAGCGGCGGCAGCAGCCAAGAGCCCGGCGAAGGCAAAGGCGGUAAAGCCCAAAGCAGCCAAGCCAAAAGCUGCAAAGGCAAAAGUGGCCAAGGCAAAGAAGGCAGCGCCGAAGAAAAAGUAAGCCCUUCACUGGAGAAGUCUUGCUCCACAUUUAAACCCAACGGCUCUUUUAAGAGCCACCCACAUU